Rhipicephalus sanguineus (brown dog tick) is the source of this 710-nucleotide messenger RNA. It is a transcript of the gene B9d2, whose product is annotated as B9 domain-containing protein 2-like. NCBI's taxonomy places the organism in Eukaryota, Metazoa, Arthropoda, Arachnida, Ixodida, Ixodidae. The record is from RefSeq and is a predicted model, not a curated record. Gene Ontology annotation, biological process: cilium assembly. Gene Ontology annotation, cellular component: MKS complex.
CCUGUGUUUGACUGGAUGUAUCGCUGGCAUGACUGAUACAAAUAGGAUUCGUGUAGCAUUAAUUAUGCUGGAGAACUGCGUCCAAGAAUCGCCUCGUACUGCCAAUGCAUACUGUUGACGCUACGACAUGAGUUCGGAUGGCCGAACUGCACGUUUUCGGCCAGAUAUUGGGCGCUUCUGAUUUCCCAUGCUCGAGUCUUUUUUGCAAGUGGAGCCUGAAAUUCGGGGAGAACUGGACUCUUUUGGAGGGAUCAAAGGAAGGUCAGACACAAGUGGACAGACACCGGUACGAAGACAACAGGGUCGUCUGGUGUCACCCUCUGGAUGUUCACUUCAGCACCAGAGGCAUCCAAGACUGGCCAAAACUCCUGGUCCAAGUUUGGCAUCAGGACGCUUUUGGUCGAAACGAACUCGUCGGCUACGGAUCCUGCCACCUUCCCAGCGCACCGGGUUUCUCCAAGCUUGAUUGCCCGACGUGGCGCCCCGUGGGCACUUUGCUGGAGGAAGUGUCCAGGCACUUCCUAGGAGGUGGACUUCAUCUGAGGGACCCUGAGGAAGUCUGCGGUACCGUGGGCGACCGAUUCAGACUGCGUACCGAGGCAAUGGGCACUGUCCACUUGGAACUGUACGUCAUUCACAGAGAUUUCCACAAGUACGGCAUCGAAGCAUGAGGGACCUCUCCUCUGCUCUUGGAAACCAUGAAAUCCUGA